Gymnogyps californianus (California condor) is the source of this 3314-nucleotide messenger RNA. It is a transcript of the gene FADD, whose product is annotated as Fas associated via death domain. The record is from RefSeq and is a predicted model, not a curated record. The transcript has 2 exons. Gene Ontology annotation, molecular function: protein binding. Gene Ontology annotation, biological process: regulation of apoptotic process; signal transduction. NCBI's taxonomy places the organism in Eukaryota, Metazoa, Chordata, Aves, Accipitriformes, Cathartidae. The coding region runs from base 111 to 698 and encodes 195 amino acids.
CAGGAACGCAGUCCGCCCCCGGAGGGCGGAGACGGGACUCCGGCAGCUUUUCCGCUCGGCCUGUCUCUCGCCCCGUGCCUGGUGGUGGUUGCGGUGUAGGCCUCGGCACCAUGGAUCCGUUUUUGAGUCUGCUGCACUCUUUCUCCUCGAGGUUGUCGGACAGUGAGCUUUCUUCCCUGAAGUUUCUCUGCCGGGCGACAAUUGGGAAAAGGAAGCUUGAGUCUGUCCAAAGUGGCGGGGAUCUCUUCAGCAUCCUUCUCGAGCAGCAGCUGAUUGCAAGCGACAAGGUAGCGUUUCUGGAACGCUUGCUUGAGAGCAUUAAAAGAGAAGAUUUGGUCUCACAGCUAAAGCAGUUCGUAGAGGAAGGAGAAGUUAGUGCUCCUGAUGAUCAGCCAGAUAUGCAUGAAAAAGGUCUUCAGAAGGCAGCUAUUGAAGUCAUAUGUGAAAAUGUCGGGAGAGACUGGAAAAUGCUGAUGCGAAAACUUGGCAUUUCUGAGGUGAAAAUGGACAGAAUAGUGGCAGCCAAUCCAUUUAACUUGCACGAACAGUUGUUUCAGUCACUUCGAGAGUGGCAGAAAUGGAAGGGAAAAGAUGCAAAGGUGACUGACUUAAUAAAAGCUCUUCGGGCCUGUAAUAUGAAUUUGGUGGCAGACAGAGUUGAACAGAAGCUCUUGCCUCUGAACGCUGGAACCAGGUGAAAUCAAUAUAAAAACACUUCCAUGUCCCACAGAUUUGGAUGAAAAAAGUAAAAGUGCCUUCUACGCUUCUGAACCAAAAUCAAUAUAACUGGUUCUGUUACUUAUUCUGCCAUUAAUUUAUGUGCGUUAGUAGGUUGAUUUGUGGUCAGAUGAAGAUUAACACAAAAGCAAAUUCCUUUCAGGUAAUGCUUUGUAGUUUGAUGCUUCCUUUAACAGUUUUUAACUUUUAGAAGACCUAAACUCCAUUUUGUAGAAAUUCUCACACUUCUGUUCUACCACCCACCUGAAAACAAGAUUUGCUUUACUGCAGGUACUUUUCAGAUAGAUCUUCUCAGGAAAUAGAUCCAUGGGACACUUCUGAGGCAACUGUAAUUUAAAAUUUCAUGGGGAAGUUGGAGAUUUUUUUUUUUUUUUGUGGCCUAUUAUAACUGUAGUGUGAAAGGGGGAAGGAGUAGACCUCUUAGCUGUGUACUGGGUUUUCUUUUUGAGUAGCAUAAGGUAAUAUCUUCCAUAAUUUGUCGAAUACAUUUGCUCUCUGUAAAAGGAUACUAAGAUGACUGUAAUCUCAGGCCCCAAGAUUGCAGUGCAAGAGGGCUGGUAACUAUUGUAGUGGCUUUUUCUUGGCAGAAAAUGUGCCUGGGUUGAAAAUGAACUGUUAAAAUCAAAUGUGUGUAUCAAGUGCCUUCGUCAUCCUGAAGAAAGUAUUCUCCUGAAACUAUCACAGAAAUUGUGUGUGUCUCACAGAUGUUUACAUUACCCUCUUUUUACUGCCGUGAAUGUUUUAAGAUUCUUUACUAUGAAUCCUUUCAUAACCUGUAUCAGAGUCUGGUCAUGUCUGCUGGAAGUUGCAGCUCACCUCGUUAAGUAAGCUGCAGUUAUCUGUGCUCUUGGUAACAAAAGUGCGUACUGUAACAAAAACCUAGAAAACACUGGUUUCUUUUUAGUGGAGGGGUGUGAAAGCCUACUGAGAGCAAAUAUAUAGUACAGACUUUUCUCUAGUGAUACCCUGGGAAGAUCAGCUAUUUUUCACUACAGUUUGUUCUCUUCAAAGGUCGCUCCAGAUCCAAUAGCUCUUCCAAGUCCUCUGCCAUUUUUUAAUUCAUUCCUGUUCCUUGACAUUUUUUGAAAGUGGUUGUAAGCAACUCGCGGCAGAAAGAGGAUUUAUGAACGAGACCAGAUUCAGUUUUCAGCUUUAAUUUGGAACAGACUUCAAAAAACGGCCUUCACGCCUAACCUCAGGCUGGAAAAAUUGCACAAGCUUCAAGACAUGCAGGGAUGUAGAGGCCUCUGGGGACUAUCCCCUAUGCGAGGGGGAAGAGUCCUCUGAAAUCAUUAUUGCUUGAAUGAGUAAGAUUGUUUGUUACUGUAAACAUCCUUCUAACUACAUAAAUAGAUACUUGAAGAGGAGAGGCUUCUUUUUUGUGUACCUGUGUGACUUUUAGCUCCUUUCCAGUUCUUUUUACAUGGUGCCAUUACUGUGGAGGCCGGGUGUCAGCAUAUAAUAUACCACUACUCUGCAUCAAUGGCAUGACAUUGAUAAUUUUCAAGUUUGUUGCAGUUGAUGCCUCUAGUUUGGACAAUGACACUUCAAUACUUGAUUGUAGUUAAUGGAAACUGCUGUAAUGUGAACUUACCUUUUCAUUAAGGUUUUUCCUUAAAUGAUUCUCACAAGUAUUUUUCUAAUGGUGGUAUAUUAAAUAUCAGUGAUUGAUAUCCAAGCAAAGGAGCAAUGGGUAAUACAGAUGUUCCCACUUGUCUGCCUUUUGGGCAGGUACAGUUCUCUAAGUACGUGCUCCAAUACUUGUCAGUAUCGAUUGUCAAUUCCAGACUUCGAGUAGGAGAUACAGUGCUGCACUUCAGCUAAAUGGCUAGCUCAAAUGUUUUGGAGGUUUAAUAGAUAUGGUCUUCAUUCUACAGUAUUUGAAGAAAAGGAUUGCUUCAGACUUUUUUCCUUCGUGCCUCUAAGCAAUCUUUGUGAGCAGAGUGGAGUAGAAGUGAAGUUAGCAAGAUGAGUUAUGUUUGUGGUGAAGCAGCUCGGCUGUUCCAAGUUCAAUCUGUCCAAUUACAUGUUUUUCUUAUCCACUUGUAGUAAGUCUUCUGGUUCACAGAAGAUAGAUUUAUCUGGAAUAUUAAAAGCAGUAUACUGCCUACUGCAUAUAACCAGGAUAUUUUAAGAAUCAGUAGGAAUAACUUGUUAGUUGUAGCCAAGCACUCAUCAGCUACAAGAAAUAUUCUGCCUCAGAAGAUGUAAAACUCUUGUUUCUUUAAGGAUUUGUACAUAGUGGAUGUUUUACUACGUAUGAAAGCAAUGACCUAGACUGCAUCAAUCUGUGCAGUACCUCAGGGCCAAUUAAAACUGUUUUUAUUACAGAUUUAGAAGUUGAUUAUGUGAGAACAAAAUCAAAUGGAACAAAAUGGAACAAAGGGAACAAAAACUUUUUAUUGGGAGGACGGGUAAGGGAAAAGGAUGCAAUUUAUAAGGAACUGUGUUGUGAUCUAGUUAGCAGUCUUAUUUUCAAAUGAAGUAUUUUGGACUCAAAUAUACGUAUUUUUGUAACUUGAAUUCAUGUUUUAUAUUGUAUAAUUUUGUGCACAUUUCAUUAAAAAAUACUUUCU